This is a messenger RNA of Triplophysa rosa, 4473 nucleotides long. RefSeq lists its product as uncharacterized. Gene Ontology annotation, molecular function: RNA polymerase II cis-regulatory region sequence-specific DNA binding; DNA-binding transcription activator activity, RNA polymerase II-specific. Bases 88 to 3744 code for a protein of 1218 amino acids. Gene Ontology annotation, biological process: regulation of transcription by RNA polymerase II. Gene Ontology annotation, cellular component: nucleus. The transcript has 2 exons. The record is from RefSeq and is a predicted model, not a curated record. Lineage: Eukaryota; Metazoa; Chordata; Actinopteri; Cypriniformes; Nemacheilidae.
AGGGCGCGCAUGACGUAACGCACACUUCCAAUCAGUCGCUCGCUUCCAUGUUUUUGUGGGUGGAGAAAAGAUAAAAAAUAUGUGAAAAUGGCCACUGUACGGACUGACUCCGAGCAGCCAUUAGACAAUGAACUCGUUAACGGUAUAUUCCCAGGAGAUAAAGUAGAACAACAACCUGCUUCUGAUGCAGCUGUUGAUCGUAACGUGGAGGUUUGUGCACAAGGCAGCAGCGUGAAAGAAACUACAGACACCGAUGUUCCGUCUUCGCCAGCAAAUGAAAAUUCACCUCCACAUGGCGCUGCUCUUUCACCACGCAACAAAGAUGCGUCUGAAAUGCCAUGUAAUUCGACAGCUAAGGUGGACGAGCAGAAGAUAAAUGAGGACUUUCAAAGUAAUAACGGUGAACUCGUUUCGACUGAGUCUGGAGUGGGUCGCGAGGACACGUCGGGUAAUCUGCACAAUGAAAACAGAGGGCAAGAAACCAACAAGGAAAUACAGGAAAAUACUCCAGAAAACUCCAGCUCAAAGAAUACCAUCAAAGAGACUAAAAACAUACAUGAAGGAUCAGAGUCUCAUUGCGAUGGACCGCAAGAGGAGAGAGAUGAGACGGUUGAUCCAGACAGCAUGGCGAAGGAUAAGCACAAAACAGAAGAAGGAGAGGAUGUCUCUCAAAAUGCUGGAACUACUAUCAAGCAAAAGAAAAGCCGCCUCGUAUGUAAGGAAUGUGGUAAAAAAUUCACCCGUCGGGAAACAUACAACCUGCACCGACACUUUCACAUGCACCAGGAUGAGGAGGCCUCCCUCGCUUGUAAGGAAUGUGGCGUCACCUUUCAGCAUCGCAGCGACCUCAUCAAACACCGCAGUACACAUAAAGAAGACACCAAACCUAAAUUUGUAUCAAAAGUCCGUAAGAGAAGGAGGUCAAGUCACAAAAUAUACGAAAGAAACUUUAUGUGUGAGCAUUGCGGCAUGUGUUUCUCAACAAUGGUAAGGUUACGUCUUCAUGCUUGUAAACACAAUGUGGAGAAGCCUUUUCGAUGCCCACUGUGCCGCAAAGAGUUCCAGUACAGGAUGUCCAUAAAUGCCCACAUGCAGAGUCACUCACUGGACAGUCCGUAUCGAUGCCUAGAGUGCAACAAAGGCUUUCAAAGUGUGGAAUCCAUGCAUAUCCACCAACGAUCCCAUCCGGCUCUCAAACCAUAUGAGUGUCCAGAUUGUAACAUGGUCUUCAGGCAUCGCUCUGUCAUGGAGGACCAUCGACGCAGACACGUGGAAGAAAAACCACACCAGUGCAAAACAUGUCAGAAGAACUUUAAAUACAGCAGCCUUUUGCAACAGCACAAAUAUCUUCACACCGGCCGAAAACCGUACCACUGCGCAUACUGUGGUAAAAGAUUUGCUUUUGCACAAAACAAGCGCGCCCACUGUCGCCAGCACAAGAAGAUCUCUGACACGGCUAAUUCGGAGUCAUGCAUUACAAACCAUAAAGUAUCAUAUGGCGGCGAUGGGGGUAAAGAGAACACAAACCAUAAUGUCGAGCAGCAGCGCAAUUGUCCUCUGUGCCCUCAGACAUUUUAUAAAGCGGCCGAUUUAAGAGCGCACAUGUUAAUCCACGAAGCUGAGUAUGAAAGAAUGAGUAACGGCAAGAACUUUGAUAUGAUGUAUGCAUGUCGGUUUUGUCCUCUCAGAUUCCCAACAGAAUAUACGCUGCAGUCCCACAUGGAAACGCACCAGACCAACGUUUUGGGCGUAAACACAUCACACAUCACGAAUCUUGCUAAUGCGGUCCCUGAGAAGCGAGACCCUGUGAAUACAGAUAACGCAGAUAGUCCAUCAGAGAGAGCAUUGGGGGACCAGACAGAGAAGAAACCUUUCAGGUGUAAAGACUGUGGCAAAUGCUUUCGCUAUCGAUCAGUGUUAGAGCUCCACAUGCGCGUACACAACAAGGGUUACCAAUGUCCGGUGUGUAAAAAGUCUUUUAGAUUCAGUAGCUAUUUGCAACAGCAUUCGAUUAUUCACACUGGGAAGAAGCCAUACAAAUGUCCGGACUGCGGUAAGGAUUUUGCAUUCCAUCAUAACAUGAGAACACACCAGAGGCUGCAUCAACAAAAGCCGUUCCGCUGCACGCAGUGCCGUAAGGGGUACAGUGAAGAGAGUCAGCUUCAGCGCCACAUGCUUUCUCAUACCGGUGAAAAACCUUACAAAUGCCAUCUUUGUGUCAAGAGCUUCUCUUUAGCUUAUUUGCUACGUGAUCACAUCAAUACUCAUACAGGAGAGAGACCCCAUCGUUGCCAGGAGUGCCACAAGUCCUUCCCUUGGCUAAGCAGUCUGCUUGUACAUCAAAAGAUACACACGCGUAAGCGGCAAGGUCAGGGUCACGGUUAUCCUUUGUCUAUACAUUCUUCGAGAGGCAGAGUAAAAGAAUUUGUGAGUACUGGCAGAAGAGGUAGGCCAAGGUUAGUUAGAGACUACGGAAGGACUGUGUCUCUACGACAAGGUGCGCUGUCUGGUCAGAUUGUGCAGGGGAGAAUGUUGCCGAAUGUGGUUCCACAACAGUUUGAUGCGGACGGACGUGAGCGCAUGCAGCUAGGAUCGCAGCACUUACAGACGGAUAAUCGUUCCCAGACAGUUCAGAUGCAGCAAGAAUGGCCGUUACAAAUUCCUCUGCCGGAAGAGCUGCUUCAUUCUCAGAAGAGUUUAUUAGAAGCCGAGCCGACUAAUGUUGAGAUGCAGUGGCGGGGAAGUCAAAUUAAAAUGUCUGGCAAUGAUCCUUCUCCCUGGGUGAAUGCACCAAACUCCAGUCAACAGAAGACCUCUUCAGAUUCACAAAGACCUUCUUCACUGAGCGUAAAAACCAAGUCACCAAGAUCCAGUCAAAGUCCAUCAAACCAGCUGCUUAAUAUUCAAGACCCACAGCAGUCACAGUGGUCAGCUACCUGCGAUUCAGUUCAAGCAUCUAAGCCAGAGCAGUUCAAUAACUCGACGCAAGAUGGCAAGGGAACCAUUGACUUGGAUCCACCAACCUCCAAUGAAUCUGAACCUACUCAAGUGAGAAAGGAGGAUUUGCAGAACCAGAAGUCUCCUGCUAAAGCAGAAAUGGGUCAGACUGGAGGUAUCAUGCUAUCCACUGGUGCUUCCACUUUGCAGAACACAAAUCCCUGGGGACCAAAAGCAUCUUUUGAAAUGUCUACAACACCUCCCACUUGGAUUAGUGCAGGUCCUUCAAACCAGAUGGGACCGAUAAACUUGCCAUAUACAACAGCUCACUUUCCUCUUGGAGACGGACCUCCUAUGUGGGGAUUUCAAACCGGUCCGGUUGUUUCCCAAGCGCUCCUAAACGGACCAGUUCAACAAGGCCACAUGUGUCCGCCACAGCACAUAGCCCUCAUUUCCGGCCAGCAGAUUCCUUUAAACCAGCCCUCAUCUUUUAUCUCCUCUCCGUUUCCUCCACCAGCCCUUAAUAUAUCAGCUCCUCUUCCAAUGCUGUCUGUUGGAAGUCAACUUCCAGGUCCGAUACCACAAGGCAUCUUCUUUUCCUCACAGGGAACCAUAAAUGAGAUGCCACUCAUGCCACAAGUGGCACAUUUACAUCAGUUAGCCCAGCAAACCGAGCCACACAAAAUUGGCAAUAAAAUGCCAUUUCCUCCAGAUCACCUGUUACAGUGCAUGAUCUGUGGUUGUUCUUUGCCCGGAGACCUAGAAUUACAAAUGCAUUAUAUGCAACAUACACAGCGAGAUGUCUGAAUUUUAUGAACACAGAAAAAAUCACAUCCACAUUAUACACACAAUAAUAGCUCCGUUUAAUAGAUCAGUUGCUGUUUUAUUGUACAUGCCAUUAAGCUGAUGGAAUGUGUGUGUUGAAGAUGUAAAAAAAGUUGUUUUUAAUCUAUUCAUUAAAUUUUCCAGUAGAUCAUAUCUUUGUUUCACAUGCUUUAUUUUCUACAAACCAAACAUUGGUGUGAUCAUUGUUACCAUUUGAUACAAUUUAUGAUUUUUAAAAAUUGUGUUAAUGUAACACAAUAUUAUAUUUGUUUACCCUAAAAUAAACACUGAAACUCAUAGGGGCGGUUUCCCGGACGGGGCUUAAGACCAGUCCCAGACUAAUUUAAAUGUUGAAGGUGUCUUGAUCGUAAACAACUUGCACUGAUGUAUCUUAAAAUAUAUCAGUGUGACUGUUUUGUCUCGAGAUGCACGCCAGUAAUGUUUUUUUGUAAAGUUUGUUUUAAAAAGGACUUAAAUGUCCUAAUUUAACUAAGACCUAGUCCUGGUUGAAGAUAAUCCCUGUCUGAGAAACCGCCCCAUAGUCAGUUUUUUCUCUGAAGUUGCUGACAUCAAGAAAUAAUACAGAAAUUAUAGAAAGUAUUUUACAAGAUAGCUGGUAUUUCUGAUCUAUUAAACAUGUUAAUAUUUGUCAGUUUUGUAAAUUAUAAAGGUGAAUUAUGGAGCACAAUGCAGAACAUAGUAAAAAUGUGC